CCGUCCAAUCACAGUGAAUGCGGACGUCAGCAGCACAAUCAACAGAAGUACUAAUUGUUUCUCUCCGACAGAUGAAUUUCUAUUUCUCUGAGAGACAAAUCAGCCCUUCCUCCUGAGUGCUGCCUACUCCGAAGAACCUCUCAUCUCACUCACACGGCUCUCCAUCACGUGACCAGGUCUUUCUCACAGGCUACAAGUGAAGACGGACACAUCGGGGACGCAACUGUGCCCGUCCUCAUCCAAUUCCAAGGGCAGAGCAGUGCCACCCACCAGUGCCAUGGCUGGCAUCACUAUCCGGAGAUUUGAGGAAGACGACAAGGAGGCCGUGAAGGAGAUCUUCACCAUGGGGAUGAGCGAGCACGUCCCCUCCUCCUUCAUGCACCUCCUCAAACAGCCCCUGACCCAGAUGAUCCUGAUGGUCACGUUCUGCGCCCUGCUGGCCAGCUCCAAGUCAUUCCUGCUGCCUGUAGUAGGGGUCACACUCCUCCUGGCCGGGGCCAAGCAGCUGGUGGGCUACCUCUUCAACAGCUACAUCGACACCUCCCUGAGGAAGGACCUCGACCACAUCCAGGAGACCUACCUGGAGAACAAGGACUCGUGUUUCUGGGUGGCUGAGAGCGACGGCCGGGCGGUGGGUUCGGUGGCCUGCCUGCCCGCGGAGAGGGCACCAGGCUGCAUGGAGCUGAAGAGGUUGUCUGUACGCCGGACACACCGGAGGAUGGGUAUCGCCAAGGCCCUCAGCAGGACAGUGGCAGACUUCAGCAGGGAGAGAGGCUUCCCUGCGGUCGUCCUCUACACGUCUGUAGUGCAGACUGAUGCACAGAGGCUGUAUGAGAACGUGGGCUACACACGGGUCAGAGAGUUCGUCAUCCCAGAGCCCAUCGCCAAAAUCACCAACUUUACCCUGAUAGAGUACAGACUGGACUUACUGCAGGGGGGGAAAUAGGAGGUGGACUUACUGCAGGGGGAAUAGGAGGAGGACUGGACUUACUGCAGGGUGGGAAUAGGAAGAGGACUGGACUUACUGCAGGGGGGGAAUAGGAAGAGGACUGGACUUACUGCAGGGGGAAUAGGAGGAGGACUGGACUUACUGCAGGGGAAAUAGGAGGAGGACUGGACUUACUGCAGGGGGGAAUAGGAGGAGGACUGGACUUACUGCAAGGGGGGAAAUAGGAGGAGGACUGGACUUACUGCAGGUGGAAUAGGAGGAGGACUGGACUCACUGCAGGGGGGGAAAUAGGAGGAGGACUGGACUUACUGCAGGGGGAAUAGGAGGAGGACUGGACUUACUGCAGGGGGGGAAAUAGGGUGAGGACAGGACUUACUGCAGGGGGAAUAGGAGGAGGACUGGACUCACUGCAGGGGGGGAAAUAGGAGGAGGACUGGACUUACUGCAGGGGGAAUAGGAGGAGGACAGGACUCACUGCAGGGGGGGGAAAUAGGAGGAGGACUGGACUUACUGCAGGGGGGAAAUAGGAGGAGGACUGGACUUACUGCAGGGGGAAUAGGAGGAGGACUGGACUCACUGCAGGGGGUGAAAGGAAAGUUAUAAUAUCUGUACAUUAUAGGAACAGCUGUAUUUACAAAAGUACAAUGAUUAAUGUUUUACUUUAGGUUGAGUUAACUAAGAAUCAGUGGUAGAGACUUUAUACAUGCAUGACGAGGUCAACUGUACAUAAGUCAGAUGCCUGUUUUGUUGAAACUGUACUUUCAGUUCCUGUUGAUAAUAUUUUCCAGUCUUACUUCUGCUAGCACAUGAUAACAAUAAGAGGAAGAAGGCUUGGGAGACCCACUGCCAAUAACACAAAAAGCUGAACUCUGCCUAGCAGAGACAUCUUUGUAAUAAAGUUUAAGGGACAUCAGCCUGGGUGGGGUGAACCUCAGUAGGGGAUAAAAAGGGAAAACACCAUCUUGAGAACUGAGUGUGUUUCUUGCAAAUGACUGUAAGUGUAAACUCCAGCUUGCAAUCCUUAUUAAACAAACAAACCUCUGAUCAAA
This is a messenger RNA of Salmo salar (Atlantic salmon), 1998 nucleotides long. Its product is annotated as putative N-acetyltransferase camello. NCBI's taxonomy places the organism in Eukaryota, Metazoa, Chordata, Actinopteri, Salmoniformes, Salmonidae. The record is from RefSeq and is a predicted model, not a curated record. Gene Ontology annotation, molecular function: N-acetyltransferase activity.